UGGAUCAUCAGCGGGAGAUCGACCAUGAUCUAUACAAAGCGCCAAACAUGUCUUACUCCAAGGACCAACACGCCGGAUCUUUAGCAGCCCAUGUGUAGAGCCUAACCCAUCGCCACUUUCGAGUUAGUCUACCAUACGUAAGGUCCUCCUGGCAAACUCGUAUAGAAGUAUAUAUGAGGCCCUCUAUGUUCCACUCCCAUUGCACGAGAGAUCUCGCACUCUGGUCGAUCACAAUUUGGAGGUUCGAGCGACAUUAAUUGCAUUGGAAGUUUGGUCGGUCUCGACCUCGAGUCGAGUGAAUUGGGUGAUAGAAAGAUCGCAUUGUUUGCCAUGGCCGUGGGUCGCGACGCGCUCCACUCGAAUGAUCAAGAUGCGCUGGACCAGCCGCUGCUACUGGAUCCGGCGAAACUGGAGGCCGAGAUCCGGAGCUGCAACCACGAUCCGGAUUGCCCCGGAUGCAGAGUAGCCUACCUCAAACAUCCCAAAGCCAGCGCUCCCCUGGGGCUGCUCCUCGGCCUCGCUUUUGUCCUGCUUUGCACCUCUCUGCCAAUCUCGGUGGUCUAUCCCUUCGUCUAUUUCAUGGUGAAAGACUUCCACAUUGCGAGGGUGGACACAGACAUUGGAUUCUACGCGGGAUGGAUUGGAUCCUCUUUCAUGAUCGGGAGGGCGUCAACCGGGAUGCUGUGGGGCAGCAUUGCCGACAGAUUCGGUCGGAAGCCGACCAUGUUCGCGGGCGUCGCCUCGGUGGUUGUGUUGAACACGCUGUUUGGGCUGAGCACCAAUUUCUGGAUGGCAGUCACCACGCGCUUCAUCCUCGGCUGCUUCAAUGGGAUGCUGGGCGUCGUCCAGGCCUACGCAUCGGAGCUCUGCAACGAAGAACAGCAGCCGCUCGGACUCUCUGUGGUAGGGACCGCCUGGGGAUUGGGACUCAUCGUCGGCCCUGCCGUGGGUGGCUACUUGGCUCAACCAGCUCUCAAGUUCCCAAGCGUCUUUGCGAGCGGGUCACUAUUUGAUCGGUUUCCAUACUUGUUACAGGCCCUUUGCAUUUCCUCCAUCGCUGUUUUUGGUCUAUUCGUCGUCUGCCUCCUACCAGAAACUCUGCACAGGAAAAGCUCCGUGCCAAAGGUGGAAGACUUGGAGAAGUCGAAUCCACUCGAUUCGAAAGAGGACAAAGUGGAGUCCAUUUUCAGGAACUGGCCUUUGAUGGCUGCUACGACGCUAUACUGUCUUUGGUCGCUACAUGAUAUGGCUUACAGCGAGUUGUUUUCGUUGUGGUCCGUGAGCCCAAAGUCGUACGGGGGUCUCGGUUUCACGAGUUCUCAAGUUGGAUCAGUUUUAGCGGUUGCAGGCUGUGCAAUGCUUGGAGCUCAACUUGGAGUUUUUCCUACAGUUUGUAGAAUGGUUGGACCGAUCCGGGCUUGUCGGUUUGGAGCCCUCAUCACAAUUCCUCUUCUGGUAGCAUAUCCAUACUUUGGCAGGAUUCAAGGACCUUGGCUUUCAGUAACGGUCUAUGCUGCCGCGAUUCUCAAAUACAUUCUCACGACCGCAGUAUUGACGGGAUCGUUCAUCCUCAUCAACAAUUGCGUGAAGCAACGCCAGAGAGGAGCCGCGAAUGGUUUCUCGCUCAGCAUUGUAUCCGUGUUCAAAGGACUGGGCCCAGCGAUUGGAGGAAUAGUCUUUUCUUGUGCUCAAAAGAGACAACACUCAUGGUUCUUCCCAGGCGAUCACUUGGUGUUCCUCUUUCUCAACGUGUUUGCGCUGCUCACGGUUCUCACAUCUUUCGAGCCAUUCCUCCCAAAAUCGGCCAACCGGCUAAUUGCUGACGACUGAUAGAAGAUAAGACCAAAGAUUCUUUGCGAGAUCGAAACGAGAUCUAUGUUGUAAAAUUUGUUCUUUGCGAGUGUGUAAGUUUUUCGCGAGAGUAAAGAAUAUUUUAGAGGACCGAGAACAUUCUUUCCA
Messenger RNA from Selaginella moellendorffii, 1959 nucleotides. RefSeq names its product protein ZINC INDUCED FACILITATOR-LIKE 1. Lineage: Eukaryota; Viridiplantae; Streptophyta; Lycopodiopsida; Selaginellales; Selaginellaceae. The record is from RefSeq and is a predicted model, not a curated record. The transcript is spliced from 16 exons. The coding region runs from base 331 to 1830 and encodes 499 amino acids. Gene Ontology annotation, biological process: transmembrane transport. Gene Ontology annotation, molecular function: transmembrane transporter activity.